Drosophila teissieri is the source of this 746-nucleotide messenger RNA. RefSeq lists its product as uncharacterized. Lineage: Eukaryota; Metazoa; Arthropoda; Insecta; Diptera; Drosophilidae. Gene Ontology annotation, biological process: septate junction assembly. The record is from RefSeq and is a predicted model, not a curated record.
AUGCAGAUAUCGUCGUUAUGCUCCACUCAAUCAAGCUGCAAGGGAUGGGGGCUCGAGUGCAGCUGGCAGCGGAAAACGCAGACGGUGUCCACUUCAGAGAUGGAAACGAGAGGCCCGGCCGCUGGACGAAUCAGUUCGUCCAGCGCUCUGCCGUCGCGAGCACGCUGCAAAGAGGCCAAUCGGAAAUUCGGAAGUUUCUUGAGUUGCGAUACCCACAUUCUCAAACUGGACCACAUUUUCGAGGACUGUCAGCGGCAGCAAUUUCACAAAAUGUCUCACGGCGAGCGAAAAGGCCGCCUCAAUGUGGUCAAGUUUCUGGAACUGGGUUUUGCGGUAGCGUGUCUAGUGCUCCACUUCUACAGCUUCAACGAUCGCGAUAUAAUGACCUCGUUCCUGGCCACCGGCACCUUCACGGGCUACAUCAUAGUGGUCAUCGGGGUCUUCGCAGGUGUUCUGAUGCGGGCACCCAUACACAAGCGCAUCGAUAUAUUCUUCAGCGUCCUGGGCUGCACCUUGUUCGUGGCCAGCGGGGUGUUCAUCAUAGAGGCCUGGGAGUUCUCCUUCCGCACCCGAACUCGGGAUCUCGCGCUCAUCAAGGCCUCGCUGUCCAUCGUCAAUGGGGUGCUGUUCGGAUUCGAUGCGGUGUUCACAUUUCGCGACAAGUGAACAAGUGAUUCGUUCACUUUCAGACGGAGACCACUGGCCAAGUUCUCUGGAGCUCCUUUUGUAUGCAUUUAGUAGCUUGU